Molecule: messenger RNA, 714 nt
Organism: Spodoptera litura
Lineage: Eukaryota; Metazoa; Arthropoda; Insecta; Lepidoptera; Noctuidae
Source: RefSeq, a predicted model, not a curated record
AUGGAUGACCAAAUGCAAUUACUAUUUUCAAAUUUAAAAUUAGAAUUGGAAAAGCAAACCACAGCAUUGAAAAAAUCCAUCAGAGAAGAAAUAGAUGAAACAUUAAAACCAUUAGUAGAAGAAAGUCAAAUUUUAAAAAUAGAAGUUAUUAAAUUAAAGGAAAAGAUUAAUCGCCUGGAAUCUGAAAAAAGGGAGACCAAUCUAAUUUUCUAUGGCUUCGAAGAAUCAACAGAGACACAUACCAACAUCGUCAAAAUGAUAUCAACUGCUCUAAAUAAAUCUGGGAUUGAAAUUGAAGAUCGCGAUAUUAAUAAAGCACUUCGAAUUGGCAAACCAAGAGAAAAAGCACGUCCAAUUUUGGUUAAGAUGCUGAAUGUAUGGAAGAGAAAUGAAAUCUUAAAAAACAAGAAAAAGUUGCCUAAAAAUAUAUACGUCAACGAAGACUUUAGUAAAGAAGUGCUAGAAAAGCGUAGAGAGCUCAUGCCUCAGUUGAAAGAAGAGAGAAAAAAAGGUCACACGGCUUUUUUGAAGCAUGACAAACUGAUCAUAAAGGAAGACGAAAGUACAUCCCGGGAUAAACGCAAAAGAGAAAAUUCCAAUUCCCCUAAUAACCCCACCGGAGAAAAAACACGACCAAAAAUCAAUAAAAUAAAUGCUUUCGAACAUAUGUACAGGAACAGAUCCCACUCAUCGUCAGAAAUAAAUACAAAAUAG